This is a messenger RNA of Capsaspora owczarzaki ATCC 30864, 3254 nucleotides long. RefSeq lists its product as hypothetical. Bases 107 to 3211 code for a protein of 1034 amino acids. NCBI's taxonomy places the organism in Eukaryota, Filasterea, Ministeriida, Capsasporidae. Gene Ontology annotation, cellular component: nucleoplasm. The record is from RefSeq and is a predicted model, not a curated record. The transcript has 5 exons. Gene Ontology annotation, biological process: negative regulation of transcription by RNA polymerase II. Gene Ontology annotation, molecular function: sequence-specific DNA binding; transcription corepressor activity; zinc ion binding.
CUAUUUUCUAUUUUCUGCGCUUGACAAGCUUUUCCCCCUUUUCCAUUGAGAUUUGGCUGCAAUUUGGAAAUCGUUGAUCCGCUUCUCGUUCAACUCUCGAGCUGCCAUGGGGAGCGACACCGAACCAACGCCAAUGGUAUUCGAGGAGAGCGAGCCUGCCGUCGAGGAGAACGAGCAAGACAGACCGCAGGAGCCAGCGUCCGACUUUGGUUUUGACAACGAUCGCGACACGUACGACGAUGACGGCGGCGACGACGGCGACGACGACGAAAAAGAACAAGAAGCAGACGAGGACCAGGAGGAGGAGGCAGAGGACGAUGGUGAAAUCACUCCACCAGAGGAGGCUGGAGGACAAGAGGGCGAAGGCGCAGCCUUUUCGGAGGAAUCUGUCGCCGUUGCGGUCGCAGCCGCCGUGGCCGAGGCAGAGCAACAUGUUGUCGAGAACGAUGAAGAGCUGCAGCGCGUGAUCGCGGCCACCACGGCUGCGGCGAUCGAGCAGGAAGCGACGCCGGCCGAGGAGAAGGCCACACACGCACAGCGCAAGCAAUCGCACUACCUCUCCUUUCUGCAACCAAGUCAUGCACACGGCUCGUCGACUCAACAAAAGCCAGUGGCCGCUCAGGCUGCAGGAGCAUCACAGAAGGCCUCGGCCUCAGAUAAAUCGGGCACGUCGAAAGCCUCCAAAAACGAGCGCUCCACAGACGACGACGCCGACACAAUCCCAGGCAAGGCCUUCCACACGCGUAGCAGUACAGUGUUCUCAACCCCUCUCAUGUCAAAAGCAAUCUCCAUGAUUGCCGCGGACGCCGUUGCUGCCGCGAGCGCGCUUGGCGGCAAGGAGCCCGCGCGUAUUCGGUUGGGCGACACUUGGCAAAUGAGUGCCGAAACGGUCGCACGCAUCAAAACUCAAAGCCAAGCCAAGUACACCAAAACCUGCGUGGAUCAAUCAACCAUGCUCUGGAAAGUGCUCGAUUCGAUGCCAGACGAGGAAGAUCCAGCUCGUUUGAUGGUCGUGAACGAGCCGUCUGUGCUUGACAAUCUCCGCCACUUGUGUCGAAGCUCUGCCAUUCCAAAUGGACCGGUUCAUGAAGAGCACAUGCUGCACUUGUUCCGACACCACGAGUACGACAUGCUGUUGACGUUGCAAAGCCUCAUCACCGAGAGGCGCGAUGCCGAUUGCACCAUGUGCGGCACACCGGCACAUCCCGUCUCUUGGAGUGCGGCCGAGAAGCAGCUGUUUGAAUCCGAGCUGGCGCUUCAUGGCAAGACAUUCUCCAAGUUUAAUUUGUUGCGCCAUUCGAAAACACUUGGCCAAAUCGUCGAGCACUACUAUAGCUGGAAGAAGCUCAACCGCGCUCGGUAUCGCGAGUGCAUGAAUCAGUUCCGACGACUGCAAGCGAGCUCCCGCGUGUCCGAAGCUCGAGAAAAAGCCCACGCCCAAGCAGCUGCAGCAGCCGUGCUCGCCGGCAUUGCUGCGCAUUCUGCCUCUCGCUCGGAGCCUCCCACCCCUCGGCGAGAGUGCACCAACUGCCGUCGCUCGAAAACGUGCCAAUGGCGGCAUGGCUUUGGCGGCGAUAUUCUCUGCAACACUUGCGGAAUUUACUUUAUCAAGCACGCCAAGUACAAGAGCUACACUGACGAGGAAAUUAUGCGAAAUAUCGCCGCGGGCAUUGCUGCCGACGGCGACGUUCGUGUUGCACCGACGUCCAUGCGGACACUCCAGCUGACACGGGUGGUGCCGCAAACGCGACUGGACGGGAGCCUACCGCUCAAGCAGGAGGAACGAGAGUCGGCUGAUGCCACUCCAAAGGCGGAGGCGGAGGCCGUUGUCAAGCCCGAGGAGGCGGUGAAAUCCGAGCCAGCCGAGCCAACAACUACAGCAGCAACAUCAACAACCUCAGUCACGGUCAAAUCAGAGCAGACCCAAGAGGCCACAGCAACGCCUGUUCCUGCACCUGCUCCUGCGCCUGCUGCCGACGCCGCGAGCACCGAGUCCCAGCAGCCGCCUUUCAAGUGCUUUGCAUGUCACCGACGAUUCGAAGGCUACCAGGGUUUGAAUGGCCACAUGCGCGUGCACGACAACCACCAGGCCUUGCUCAUCACUCACGCCCAGGCAUACCGAGGAAUGGCUGGCGUGCCUCCUCAAGUUGGUGAUCCAGUCGUCCUCACCAACGCCUACAAUGCUGGCGAAAUGGCUCCAAUUGAUCCGACCAAGACCUACUCAGGACGGCCGCAACUCCCGCACCAGCCGCACAUGCCCCCUGUAGUUGUACCUCGCUUCACCGGCGCGACUGCCGACGCAGCGUCAGCCGCCGGACCUGAAAUCGAACGUCCGAUUGUGCCUGCUGGACCUGCCCUGCAUGCGGCGCGCAAGCAAGAGGAGCCAUUGCGGGCGCUCGACUCGUUCGAUCCUGCUUGGUCCAAGCAUUUGAGUCGACUGGAGGCAUUGCGGAUGGGCAAACCCCCACCGGAACCUUCCGAGGCGGUGGUCGAGGUUGACGUCGAGACGGUAGAGCAGGGUGCGAGUGCUCCCACCUCGCAACAACCAAGCGCCAACACCAGCGAGCCCUCCACAGGGGCGCCCAGCUCUCCGAUUUCUACUAGCACGGCAAUGGAGAUUGACGCGAAAAAGGAGGCCCCACCACCAGCUCGCGUCUUCCCACAGUGCGCGCAGUGCCUGUGCGAAGUCAGCGCAUGCUGGCGACUCGGUCCGGAUGGCAAGACCAUCUGCGACGAUUGCGGCUUGGCGUUCUACCAGUGGGACGCGCCGACCUGCCCAACUUUGCCAGGCGCUCGUAGCAGCAGCAGCAGCAGCAGCAGCAGCAGCAGCAGCUCUUCUGCGAUGACGGUGGACAGGGCAGCCUCUCCUGCUCAGAAUGCAGAGUCGUCGUCGUCGUCGCCCAAGCAACCAGCCGCCAAACACGUUGCCAAACGCUCACGCUACACACCAAAGUUCGAUCCGAGCUCUGGCAACUACUCGGAUGAAAUGCAGAGCCGCGAUCUGCUGCAGUCGCUCUUUGGCCUCGACACGAUCGUGACGGAUCUCGCCCGCCCGCGCUGGCCCGGUGACAAUGGCGGCGUUGGCUUGCUGCGUCUAUCGCAGUACUCUGAGCCGUUUGUUCUCGGCGAUGCUCCCGUUCCCGAGCCGCGCCAAGGUUCCAGGCGCGAGGGUGUUUCGUCGCUCGUCAUGGACUACAUUGCGCGCGAGUGAGCCGCCCCCUCCCAAAACAUAUCAAACUGUUACACAAUAUAGG